UGACAGCAGUCUACCCAGAUCAAACAAGGGACCAUUACAUAGGCUAAUAUAGAAGGCCAUUGACGUAGAAUUUGAAAACCUAAUCUCUUUAUUUUAAUUUCCAAGAACAACUACCUGCAUCAGCCUGAAUGCUUCAUGUAGCCUAUGCUUGAAAGCAUUCCUCUUCCGGCUACAGACACUAGUGAGCACGCGCGUGCUCCGCAACAGCGAACUGGUGCUGAAGCUGAGGAGGAGGCGCGCGCAUCACAUGAGCGCAUCGCAUUACAUCAUUUUGCUACGACGUGAUUGGCUGAAGGUCAAUGCGUACUUCGCUCGCGGACUAUCACGUCCUAGCCUAACCAUAUAUCUCGACUCGAGACGAUAAUUAUUAUCGCUCUCAAAACAAAUCUAAUUAUAACCUUUCAAUUGAUUACAAAUAUAUUGUCGUUUGGUGCCCGUUUUGAGGAUGGCCGAGAGCGAGGCAGACACGCCAAGCACCCCGAUAGAGUUUGAGAGCAAAUACUUCGAGUUUGAUGGAGUACGACUUCCACCCUUCUGCAGAGGAAAGAUGGAGGAGAUCGCCAACUUCUCCCUCAGAAGUAGCGACAUAUGGAUUGUCACGUAUCCCAAGUCAGGUACCAGUCUCCUUCAGGAGGUGGUGUAUCUGGUGAGUCAGGGGGCGGACCCAGAUGAGAUUGGUCUGAUGAACAUCGAUGAGCAGCUUCCUGUUCUGGAGUACCCUCAGCCUGGGCUAGACAUCAUACAGGAGUUGACAUCUCCUCGUCUGAUAAAAAGCCACCUGCCCUACCGCUUCCUGCCUACAGCCAUGCACAAUGGAGAGUCCAAGGUGAUCUACAUGGCGAGGAACCCUAAAGAUCUUGUGGUGUCUUACUACCAGUUCCACCGCUCCCUCAGAACCAUGAGCUACCGCGGAACCUUCCAGGAGUUCUGCAGACGCUUCAUGAACGACAAGCUGGGAUAUGGUUCCUGGUUUGAGCAUGUUCAGGAGUUCUGGGAGCAUCGCAUGGACUCAAACGUCCUCUUCCUGAAAUAUGAAGACAUGUACAAGGACCUGGGGACGUUGGUGGGGCAGCUGGCGAGGUUCCUGGGUGUCUCAUGUGACAAGGCCCAGCUGGAGACCAUGGUGGAGAGUUGCAACCAGCUCAUAGAGCAGUGCUGCAACUCAGAGGCCCUUUCCAUCUGCAGGGGUCGCGUGGGACUGUGGCAGGACAUCUUCACCGUGUCUAUGAAUGACAAGUUUGACACGGUGUAUAGACAGAAGAUGGGCAAGUCUGACCUGACCUUUGACUUCGGCCUGUGAGGACCGAACCGACUGACCACAACGACGCGAACACGGACUACACUCCUCCUCCUGCUGCCAAAACACUGUACACUCCUCUGCCUCUCUUCAUCAAUCAAUCAAUCACGUAUUGGAUAUAAUGUAUAUAUCAGUCGCUCCACCGCCAAAGACUAUAGCUGUCAAUCAACCAACCAAUCAAUCACCCAAUAAAUUAGUCAGUCAACACACCAAUCAAUCAAUAUAAAGAUUGCAUCCUUAAAAAGCUCACAAAUCAAUUUUGAUUUAUCAAUCAAUCGGUCAGUUUCUCAGCCAAUCAGCGAGAUCCUGUUUUAGCCCAAUGUGGCACAGAUCCCAUCCCCCACCCCCAUCUAUGUCCCCCCUCUCCGCCCAUCAUCCCCAUUCCUCUUCAGUAUGUACCGCUGUGUAUGUAUGUAUAUACCAGUGCUCUAUAGCAAGUUGUGUAUGUGGCAGUGGCCCCAAGCCUGAGGGAAACGCAUGGAAGUGUGUGGCGCCGUCACCAAACCUAUACAGAGGAAGCUUACACGUCUCGUUCAACACUUAAUGUUGAGACAGUGUUAUGUUUUUUAAACGCUGUAUGAAUGCUAUGGUGGGGAAUCAUAAGUCCAGCUCAGAGUCAAGUAUAGAGACCACCCAUGACUGCCCUUUGAUACAGAGCAAGUGUUCAGUUUCGGCUGUAUCCAGGUCAGUUCCUACUUUACCUAGUCCUUCCUUUUAGCACACGUUUUUCACUUUCAGUACAUUACAUAGCUUGUUUGUUACAAAAAGGCUUUCAAUGGGCAUUAGCUUAAUCAGCACUAGACUUUUUUUAUCAGCCUUUCUUGCUGAAGUGAAUGGGGAUGCGUGUGUGUUUGUGUGUGUGUGUGUGUGUGUGUGUACAUGCUCGUGUGUGAGCAAAAUCAGAAAAACAACACAUCACAACUGCCUUUUAUAUCAGUUCUGUUUGUUCAUGCUGCUAAAGUGAUGCCUUCCUCUGUCCUCAGACCCAUAGCCACCUAUAGAGUUAAUGUACCACACUGAGACAACAGAGUAUCCCUCCAUGUUACCAGCAUUCUCUGUGUUCUGUCCCCCAAGUACAUGUCCCUUCAGGAUCCAAAGGUGGAUGUAUCCAUCCCUCCCCAAAGGUUAGACAUCAAAACACCAUUGCCCUCUAUGUUUGUCAACAGAGCCCCCUUUCUCUUCUAUUGCUUACAUCUCUUUCUCUUCUCUUCCUGCUGUAAAUGCCCUCAGACAGACCAGUAGACCCUCCCCUCCCAACCCCUCUGCUCUGCUGGACACUUGUGAAUGUUUGUGGAAUUGAUGUGGAUGUAACAACCUCAACAGACCCCUCCCACAGGCGCAGUUAUCUGCUUUCUCUCACUCUGUCUGUAUCUCUCUCUCUCUCUGUUUCUCUCACUGUCUAUGUCUCUCUCUCUGUUUCUCUCUCUCUGUUUCUCU
This is a messenger RNA of Salvelinus namaycush (lake trout), 2734 nucleotides long. It is a transcript of the gene sult4a1, whose product is annotated as sulfotransferase family 4A, member 1. NCBI's taxonomy places the organism in Eukaryota, Metazoa, Chordata, Actinopteri, Salmoniformes, Salmonidae. The coding region runs from base 446 to 1300 and encodes 284 amino acids. Gene Ontology annotation, cellular component: cytoplasm. Gene Ontology annotation, molecular function: sulfotransferase activity. The transcript has 7 exons. The record is from RefSeq and is a predicted model, not a curated record. Gene Ontology annotation, biological process: sulfation.